Molecule: messenger RNA, 2211 nt
Organism: Diorhabda sublineata
Lineage: Eukaryota; Metazoa; Arthropoda; Insecta; Coleoptera; Chrysomelidae
Product: carboxypeptidase B-like
Exons: 8
Coding region: 409-1809 (466 amino acids)
Biological process (GO): proteolysis
Molecular function (GO): zinc ion binding; metallocarboxypeptidase activity
Source: RefSeq, a predicted model, not a curated record
GGAGAAGAUGAUUGGGUAAGGUGCGGUAUGUUCUAGGUGAAACAAUAGAUAAGUAUUUAGACUAAUUAAAUCAAACUUCCAUUCACUAAACUGAUACUUAAUCGAUGUGUUAAAUAAUUGCAACAAUAAUAUGAGUGUAUUAAUAAAUAAUUCUGAUGCGUAACCAACAUUCAAAUUUCACAAAAAUGCGACCGGUUUGCAUAAAUAAAAAGAUGCAGUUGGUAGACGGUUAGAAUUUAUAUUUUUUACCUCAACAAUUAACUCAUCGACGACGCGACGCCAAUUUUCGAAACGGAUUAGUCUUUAACAUGUUGUCGUUCGAAGAACCUAACCAGUACCGUUUAUCUAAAACGGGUCUUCUCGUUAGUAUAUAAAGUAGAAAAUUUUCGAGCCGCGACUCACAUUAAAAUGAGGCGCAUCCUUUUGUUUUUAUUUGUGUUGGUUGUCGUAGUGGACAUAACUUUAGGUCGGACACCUUUUCAAGCUCCAUCGUUCACAGUCCGGGAAAAUGAGGAAUUUCCUCUGAAUUUGGAACCAGUAAUAAUUGAAGAAACUGAAUCGACCUCAAAAUUAAUUGAAUCUGAAAAUGAAGAUCAAAACGAACAAUAUUUCGAAGAUCUUACACGGAUAGGACGGAUAAGUUAUAAUGGAAAUCAACUUUGGAAAGCAGUGGUUGACGACAUAGAAAAAAUUAAAGUUUUAACCAAUUUAAGAGAUGAAAACCAUAUAUCUAUGUGGGGAGGUAAUAGGACAGCGAUAGACAUAUUAGUAAAACCAAAUUCUUUACGUACUGUAGAAGAAGCUUUCAAAGAAAAACAGAUUAACUUUGAUGUAAUUAUACAAGAUUUACAGAAAGCCAUUGACGAAGAGAAUAACCCAAUACAAGAAAACACAGAUAGACAAGGUCAUCGUUUAACAUGGAAUUCGUACCAUAGGAGCCAAGACAUCCAUGAUUUUCUUAGGUAUAUCAAUGAUACGUGCCAUGAAAUUUGCUCUGUAAAGACAAUAGGGUAUUCCGUUCAAAAACGACCGAUUAUCUUAGUGAAAAUUUCAAACGGUAACCCAUCUAAUAAAGCAGUUUGGAUUGACGGUGGAAUUCACGCAAGAGAAUGGAUUUCACCGGCUGUAGUAACCUACAUAAUUAAAUAUUUGACUGUACACUUUGAAUCGGAACCGAACUAUAUGCAAAACAUUGAUUGGUACAUAACACCUCUGAUAAAUCCUGACGGGUACGAAUAUACUCACACUGUCGAUAGACUGUGGAGAAAAAAUAGAGCGAGGUCCGGACAGUGCACCGGAACAGAUUUAAAUAGGAAUUUCGGCUAUAGAUGGGGUGGACAAGGAUCAUCAAAAAAUCCUUGCAGUGAAACAUACGGUGGAUCGAGUCCUUUCUCAGAACCAGAAACAGAAGCUAUUAGGAAAUUUAUAACAGGAACUACAGCUAAAUGGAGAGCAUAUAUUUCUUUUCAUUCUUACGGGCAAUAUAUAUUGUAUCCUUGGGGAUACAACAGAGCUGUUCCUCCAGAUUACCAAGAUUUAGAAGCAGUUGGUCGAAAAGCAGCAACAGCUAUACGAAAUUCAGGUGGCCCAAAUUAUACUGUCGGACCUGCUGGAACUACCCUUUAUCCAGCUUCGGGUGGAUCAGAUGACUGGGCCAAAGGAGCCAUCCACAUGAAAUAUGCUUACACAUUGGAAUUAAGGGAUAAUGGAAGGCAUGGUUUCAUACUGCCAGCAAAUUUCAUAAACCCAACAGCUAAUGAGGCAUUAGCAGCUGUUCGUGUGAUAGUGGAAGCAGCUCAUAAAGCGUAGAUAACCAAAAGCAGAAAUAAAUUUAUUAAAACAAUCUUUACAUGUAUCUUUGAUAAUGCGUGGUGCUACUGUACAGAAUAAAAUUGGUUUUUAACCAAGAUACCUUUCUCGUUGGAAAUUAUUUUCAAUUUCAUUCACAUAUUAGUCAAUAUUGAAAUUAAGAGGACCUAUGUUAUGUCAUAUAUUUUAGUAUGGUGAUAAGUAUUUAUUUUUCAAUAAUCUUAAUUCAAAGAUUUCAACUUUCAAAAAAUGUGGGAACUUAUAAAAGCAAAUAAAUAAUGACGAAAAUUAGUAAUUUCAUUAUAGAAAAAUAUGUCCUCUCAAAUAUAAUAUGUUGCCAUAAAUAUGUAAGAAUUGAAUAAAUGUCUGCUUAAUAUGAAUAAACUUAUGUUGAAAAAAUAA